Molecule: messenger RNA, 2127 nt
Organism: Entamoeba invadens IP1
Lineage: Eukaryota; Evosea; Mastigamoebida; Endamoebidae
Exons: 1
Coding region: 1-2127 (708 amino acids)
Molecular function (GO): protein binding
Source: RefSeq, a predicted model, not a curated record
AUGGAGACACUCGGAACGCCAUACGACGUUGGACUGAACCCUACAAUCUAUCAAAGGAAAUAUCUUCCCCAUACAGAGAAGUCUUCAUACGACGAAGUAACGCCGCUCCACACGUCGAUAUUCUUUAACAAAGUCGAGUUUAUUGACAAUUUAAUAAUCGACUAUGAGAUCAAUGUGAAUCAUCAAGACACAUUAGGGAACACCGCUUUGAUGUUAGCGGGGAUGAAGGGGAAUAUGGCUGCGGCGAAGAAAUUAAUAGCGCACAACCCAUCGACGUCUUUGGUCAAUCAACACGGACAGAGCGCGAUAUUAAUGGCGUUGCGGUACAACCAUCCCGAUGUCGCGCUCCUCAUUUUAAAUACCGUCAACGACCCAACGCAAUUAAUGUGCUUCACCGAUAACUCGGGGUAUACUAUUUUACACUAUGCGGCCUAUUGUAACGACGAAUUUCUGAAUAACUUCAUCGAGAGUAAUAGCUGCGUGGAAGAUAUGCUCGAGAACACAACAAAUCCGUCGUGCUCGACACCGCUGCAUUUCGCAGCAGCAAAUGGAAGUACAAAAACAGUCAGUUGGUUACUUGCAAAGGGGGCGAAUCCAACUGCAGAGAACUGCAUGGGCCAAAGCCCAUUACUCUUAGCUAUUAAAAAGAAUUAUAAAGAUACUAUUAAUGUACUACUUCCUGUGUCGUCGGCGAAUGUGCCGGAUAACUACGGACAAUUGGCGUUGCACUAUGCAGCCGCAGUGGGGUGUGACGUGGACGUGUUACAGAGGAUAUUAAACCAAUUUCCAAAGGCGUUGGGGAAGAUGGACACGAACGGGAAUUACCCGUUUCACUGUGCGGUGAGAAGUAAUGAUAGGAAGGUCCUCGACUUUUUUUUCGUGGCGGAAGGACCUUCGUUACUGGUGAAGAAGAACUCGAAUGGGAUGACCCCCCUCAUGUUGGCUGUUGCGUGUGGAGCGCAAGAGUCGUUUGGGUAUUUAACAGAACUUGGGAGCGAAUUUUAUGAGCGAUCGAUGUGUGGGACGUCCCCGUUUCUGUUGGCGUGCGCGUAUGGACAACUUGAAAUGGCGAAAGUGGUGUUCAAGACGGACCCCUCGGUGAUUACUGAUGUUGAUAAUAGCGGCAACACGGCUGUCCAUUAUGCGGUGCAAAACAACCGUGCGGACAUCAUUAAGUGGAUCUAUGAGACCGCCCCCGAAAUGAUGAACGUGAAGAAUGAAGUUGGAGAGAGUGCAUUACAUAUUGGGUGUUUGUGUGGGAAUAAAAACGUUGUGGAGGUGUUGAGAGUGUUUGGGUUAGAAUUAAGCGAGAAAACGAAAUCGGGAAGGACUGGAUUGCACUAUGCUGUUCUUGGAGGACAUUUGGACGUUGUUAAAUUGUUGAAGAAAACCGUUGGAGAGGAAUGUUACAAGGGUGAUAAAAACAAACUGACGCCGUUGCACUAUUGUUGUGCGUUUGGGAUGGUUCAUUUACUGGAGGAGGUGUUAAGUGGAGAUGUCAAUCAGUUAAAUGCGCGUGAUGGGUGUGGGCGUACACCUCUUCAUGUUGCGGUAGUCAUGAACGAUGCCAUAUGUGUUCAAUUUUUGUUAGAAAAAGGAGCGAAUUUGGAGGAGGUUGAUAUUCGAAAGAUGAGUCCGUUAAGUUCUGCUAUCAAUCGAGGGUAUAUCCACUGUUAUGAAAUCAUCAACAAAUGUACGACAUUCACAGUUAUCAAACGAGUCAAAAUGGUGAGCGACUAUCUCCCCGACAACGAGAAGAUGUUACAGGUGAAGAGUAAUGAUGUGAUAGACGUUUAUUGGGAGAGUAAGAGAGGGUGGGCAAUAGGGAAAUUGGGAAAUAAAAUUGGAUUGUUCCCAUUAGCAAAGUCUAUUGUCGUUCCUUUGGAACAAACUGACCUCGACAAAAUUAAAGAGGUUCUUGCGAACAAGAAAAUGGUCAAGAAAGGAGUCGACAAGAAAAAUCGGUCUGCGUCCGUUGUGUCGAAAGAAACACAAACACAAGCCAAAAACACAAAAAAUGCUGCUCAGGUCAACGUCAACCCGGCUGCACUCCUCGCGAUGCAACAGCUCCCAACACAAAGAAGAGCAAAAAGAACAAGGAAGGCUGUCGCUUCAGUCGAUGUUUAA